Molecule: messenger RNA, 1845 nt
Organism: Rotaria sordida
Lineage: Eukaryota; Metazoa; Rotifera; Eurotatoria; Philodinida; Philodinidae
Source: the annotation of a GenBank genome assembly
AUGUUACAUGUAUCAUCAAUGUUAACUUAUGGUUUUUUAUCAUUUAUAUUGGCAUUUUUUAACAAGGCACUUUUUGAACUAGCUAAUUUUCAUAAUACUUUAGUUGUAAUUUUUUCUCAACUUAGUUUUAUACUUAUAUUAUUCCAUAUAUUGGCUUAUUUUCAUUGUAUAACAUUACCUAUUAUGACAAAAACUGAAGCAUAUACAUUACUUAUUCCAUCUAUUUUCUAUUGUUUAACUACAGUAUUAUCUUUAGAAGCACUUUUGAAACUUAAUGUAGCUGUAUAUGUUGUGAUUAAACGUUGUACACCAGCAUUAACCUUUGUUUUAUCUGCAAUAGUAUUAAAGAAGCAAAAUCUUAAUAUGAAAACAGGUUUAUGUGUAUUCACUAUUACUAUCGGUGCAGCAAUAACAUCCAUUGAUGAUGUAUCCUAUCAUAUGGAAUCGUAUAUAAUUGGAAGUUUUAGUGUAUUAUUUCAUUCUCUUUAUCUUCUUACAAUCCAACGAUAUAGUGAACAACGAACAUCCAAUGAUAUUCUUUAUAUCAAUAGUUUAUUAUCAUUACCAAUGAUAUUUAUGUUAAUGAUAAUAUUUCCUAAUGAAUUAUCAAAUAUUAAAUCUUAUGAAGGUUAUAAUACAAUAAAUUUUUGGUUAUUUUUUUUAUUAUCAACAUUUGGUGGAGGUCUACUUAAUGGUGCAACAUUUUGGUGUACAAUUAAAAAUUCAGCAUUAACUACAACUGUAGUCGGUGUUUUAAAAAGUGUUCUUCAAAUAUUUUUUGGUGUGUUUGCAUUUGAGCAACUUCCAAUUAAUAAUAAAACAAUUAUUGGUAUUUUAUUAUCACUUAUUGGUGGUACUAUGUUUAGUUAUUUUGAAUAUACAAAUAAACAAACAAAAUCAGGAUUAAAUGUUAUUAUGAUGAAGCUUUAUAUUCUAUUUAUCUUUAUUUGGUCUUUUUUAAACCCUUCUUCUGCUAUUCUUAGUAAACCAUGUUCACGUGAAAAUAGUCGAAUUGUUCGUGAUUAUUUUAAACAAACAGUUAGUUCAAUCUAUGAAAAAAAUCAUUUAUCUAUUCCUGAUGAAUGUAUUUUUUCACCAAAACGUGAUAUUUUUUAUCAUCAAGAAUUACACAAAACUAAAAUAACAAAUAAUAAAUGGUUAUGUCAAUAUUGUAAUAAAGUAUUCUAUUCAGAAUAUUAUCUUGAUAUACAUAUGUCUAAUCGACAUAAUGAUACAUUAAUUCAUGAUGAACAAUCUGUAUGUUUAGCUGAUUAUUGUUCAAUAUUUCGAUGUGAUGUUUUAAAACGACAUAAAAAAUCUUUUCGAGCUUUUCAUUUUUUUAUACGAACUUCUGAUGUAACAAAAAGAAAAUCAAAAAAAAUUCUUAAUGAACAACAAUUAACUAUUUUAAGAAGUCGAUGUGCAUCUAUUAUCAACGAAUGUGUUCCACACAAUAUUAAACAUGAUACUCGAGUCAAAAUGCAACAUGAAAUGUAUGCAGAAAUUUGUGCUUAUUUGACAACCAAUAGAUAUUUUGAAUCACCAACUCAUGAUAAAACUUUAAUUAAAAUUACAUCUAUUUUUUGUUUUGUAAUUUGUAUUGCCAUGUGUUUUAUUGGUAUUGCAAUUAUAAAACGUUCUGAUUGGAAAUUCGGUUUUCAUGGUGAUGAUGAAACUGAAAAACAUCUAUCCGAUGAAACAAUAUCUACAGCAACUGCAUUAUUAUCAAAAACACCUCGAAAUAGUAUUAUUCAUUCAUCAAAACAUCUAACAUCUAAUGUUCGCCAUCGAGUCCAUUUUGAAACUGUAGACGAAUAUAAUCAUUUACAUAGUGAACAUAUGUAG